This is a messenger RNA of Cryptococcus deneoformans JEC21, 1439 nucleotides long. RefSeq names its product hydrolase, putative. The record is from RefSeq and is a predicted model, not a curated record. The transcript is spliced from 9 exons. Lineage: Eukaryota; Fungi; Basidiomycota; Tremellomycetes; Tremellales; Cryptococcaceae. Gene Ontology annotation, biological process: tRNA metabolic process. The coding region runs from base 117 to 821 and encodes 234 amino acids. Gene Ontology annotation, cellular component: cytoplasm. Gene Ontology annotation, molecular function: D-tyrosyl-tRNA(Tyr) deacylase activity.
UCGCACUUUCGAAGAAGAGCACAUCGAUCAAGAUACCGCAGCCACACAAGCACAAAACGCAUUAUAUCCCUUGAACGACAAGAAAUACAAAAUCUACAAGGAUUGGCAACCUGAUUAUGAAGGCGGUUCUUCAGCGAGUGAUCAAUGCGUCCGUCACAGUGGACGGCAAGAUUAUUUCAUCGAUAGGUAAAGGUCUUCUUGUUCUGGUCGGUAUCGAUCGGUAUGACGAGCCGCAGGAUGCUACUCGAAUCAUCAAGAAGAUCCUGACUGCCCGACUAUGGGAAGAUGAGAACGGCGUAGCCUGGAAAAAGAACGUGAAAGACAUUGACGGAGAAGUGCUCUGCGUCUCUCAAUUCACACUGUUGGCUGGCUUCAAGGGAGCUAAACCCGAUUUCCAUGAAUCAAUGUCCACAGUCCCAGGAAAUGCAUUUUACAGUUCUUUCUUGAAGGAAAUCAAAACGGCGUACGAUCCAUCCAAGGUUCAAGAUGGUCAAUUUGGCGCGAUGAUGCAGGUAUCACUGACCAAUGAUGGUCCAGUAACCAUCCUUCUCUCUUCAAAGGACAAACCGGAAAAAAGCGGGACUACCACUUCCACUCCGUCAGCAACCGCUAGUGGUAUUUCAACACCCCUGGAAGGCAAAAAGAAGAACAAAGGAAGAGGGAAACUUCUGACGGAGAUCAAAGCUGAUCAACAACUCGGAGAGACAAACGGCGCUGAUUUCUCGGGGACCUCUCUCUCAGCUCAACAAGAGCAAGGUGUCAGUGCAGCAGAAGAUGAGAUUGGCAAAUUGAGUGUCAAUGAAAAUACGUCAUCACGGUGAACAUCGCAGUGAACAUGUACCACAAUUAUAGAUUAGAACCAUGAUCCGAAUCUCGUGCUUUAAAUAGAAUGUUAUCUUAUACUCCCGCAUCCUUUCCGCUUUCCGCAAUCCUUCGCCUAGUCGCCUCGUGCGCCUCUUCCGGAGAGCUUGGCUUCUUGAAGAAAAUAACAAACUGGAUACACAACACUGCCGUCCAAGCAAUUUGGAAGUAGAAUGAUCGACGGGCUGCCAUGUUCCAAUCAGCAACUCCGUCGCCUUCAAAUGACGCUUGGACCGCGAGUGUGAUGGCAGAAGCAACUUGAGCCUAUGGAAGUAUUAGUCUGGGCGGACAUAGACAAGCGUGGGGACAUACCAUGACCUGAACCCAGGCACCAGCUACGCCAGCCAUCUCUGGCGGACAAAAUAGGUCAAGAUAGCGCCGGCGCUACCAAGUAUAAAGGCAGGGAAACAGUAUCGCCAGUAAUCUUUGCCAUGCCCGCCAUUGGAAAAGAUCUGGAGAAGCUCGGCGGCGACGAUGACUGGGGAAAUAUGAGUUAAUAAAAAUUACAGGUAACGUUGCCAAAUUUACUCACAUAGACUACCCAAAGGCAGGAUAAAUUUGGGCUUGGUAAUUAUUUG